Molecule: messenger RNA, 984 nt
Organism: Alternaria burnsii
Lineage: Eukaryota; Fungi; Ascomycota; Dothideomycetes; Pleosporales; Pleosporaceae
Exons: 2
Coding region: 1-984 (327 amino acids)
Source: RefSeq, a predicted model, not a curated record
AUGGCAGCCAACGACCGCACCGACAUCCCUCCAGCCCCAGCCUAUUUCCCCACCUCCGCCGAUUCCCCCCUUCAUCCCCCAACAGCUCUUUACACAUCUCUUCGUAGUCUGUCCCCUGACAACGACUUGACUAAAACCCAAGAUUUUGUCGUCCCACCCCGCAGCGGAAAAGCCUGGACCGUACCUGCCGGCGCCCUAUUCCGCCUCUCGACCCCAGAAGGCCCGCAAGUAGGCGAUCUGAACGUCUGGAACCGGCAUGAUCCCCGAGAAAAGUUCUGGGCCAGCAGGACAAGGCAGCUGCAGGGAAGCCAUGUAGUGCAGGGUGAUAGGCUGUGGAGUUGUUUGCCGUUUAUGAGGCCACUUUGUGGGCUUGUGGAAGACGGAUGUGAGAUUAGGGAUAGUGAUGGGAAGGGGAAUGGGAGUGGAAGGGAAGCGAGUAGGGAUGAGAGGGGUGGAGUUACAAAGUGGGGUGGAAGGUGUAAUGAUCUCUUGGGGACGAGGUGUGAUCCUUAUGUUGGAAACGUGCUGACAGGCGCUUCCUACGACUACCACUGUCACUCCAACCUUGUCCGUUCUGUUCUUCCCUACGGUCUCACAGAAUUUGACGUGCACGAUGUGCUUAAUGUUUUCCAAGUCACCGGACUAGAUUCCCAGGGUCGUUACUUCAUGGAAGCUAGCCCUGCAACGGAAGACAGUUUUCUUACAUUCUUCGCCGAGCAGGACUUACUGUGCGCAUUGAGCACAUGUCCUGGUGGAGACCUGAGUCGCUGGGGCUGGACUCAGGCAGAGGAGGCUAGUGGAAGCAAGGAGAAGAAAGAGGGAGAAGACGACGAAGGCAUGAAGAGUACAUGCCGACCUAUCAGGGUCGAGGUGUACGAAAUCAAAGAGGCGGUAAAGGAGAAGGUGUUGAAAGGAUGGAAGAAGCCUGAGAAGAGUGGAUAUCGAGGGAUCCAUGGAAUGGGUAUUCCUUCAGGCGAGGCUUAG